CGAACGGGCUUCAGAUGCUUCUGGGUCGCGGUGGGGAAAGCUCGCAAGUUCUUGUGUGUGAGCUGCAUUAGUCGAGCGCUUAGAGCGACCCGGCGAGGGAUGGCGGCCACCGGGACCGCGGUCGCCACGGCCACCGGCAAGCUCCUGGUCCUGCUGCUGCUCGGGCUCACGGCGCCUGCCGCGGCACUGGCUGGCUACAUCGAGGCUCUUGCAGCCAACGCCGGAACAGGAUUUGCUGUCGCCGAGCCUCAGAUUGCAAUGUUUUGUGGGAAGUUAAAUAUGCAUGUGAACAUUCAGACUGGGAAAUGGGAACCUGACCCAACAGGCACCAAGAGCUGCUUUGGAACAAAAGAAGAAGUUCUUCAGUACUGUCAGGAGAUGUAUCCAGAGCUACAGAUCACAAAUGUGAUGGAAGCAAAUGAGCCGGUCAGUGUUGACAAUUGGUGCCGGAGGGACAAAAAGCAGUGCAAGAGUCACAUCGUGAUACCUUUCAAGUGUCUUGUGGGUGAAUUCGUAAGUGAUGUUCUACUCGUUCCAGAAAAGUGCCAGUUUUUCCACAAAGAGCGGAUGGAGGUGUGCGAGAAUCACCAGCAUUGGCACACUGUAGUUAAAGAGGCCUGUCUGACUGAGGGGAUGACCUUAUAUCGCUAUGGCAUGCUGCUGCCGUGUGGGGUAGACCAGUUUCAUGGCACUGAAUAUGUGUGCUGCCCUCAGACAAAGACUAUUGAAUCGACUGUGUCAAAAGAAGAGGAGGAGGAUGAGGAGGAAGAAGAGGAAGAGGAUGAAGAGGAAGACUAUGAUAUUUACAAAAGUGAAUUUCCUACCGAAGCAGAUUUGGAGGACUUCACAGAAGCAGCUGUGGAUGAGGAUGACGGGGAUGAGGAAGAAGGGGAGGAGGUGGUGGAAGACCGUGAUUACUACUACGACACCUUUAAAGGCGAUGACUACAACGAAGAGAACCCUACUGAACCCAGCAGCGACGGGACGGUUUCAGAAAAGGAGAUUACUCACGACGUUAAAGCUGUCUGCUCCCAGGAGGCGAUGACGGGGCCCUGCCGGGCCGUGAUGCCUCGUUGGUACUUCGACCUCUCCAAGGGAAAGUGCGUGCGCUUUAUAUAUGGCGGCUGCGGAGGCAACAGGAACAAUUUUGAGUCUGAGGAUUAUUGUAUGGCUGUGUGUAAAGCGAUGAUUCCCCCAACUCCUCUGCCAACCAAUGAUGUUGAUGUGUAUUUCGAGACCUCUGCAGACGAUAACGAACAUGCCCGCUUCCAGAAGGCUAAGGAGCAGCUGGAAAUACGGCACCGCAACCGAAUGGACAGGGUAAAGAAAGAAUGGGAAGAGGCUGAGCUUCAGGCCAAGAACCUCCCGAAAGCAGAGAGGCAGACUCUCAUUCAGCACUUCCAAGCUAUGGUUAAAGCCCUAGAGAAGGAAGCAGCCAGCGAGAAGCAGCAGCUGGUGGAAACCCACCUGGCUCGGGUGGAAGCUAUGCUGAAUGACCGCCGCCGCAUGGCUCUGGAGAAUUACCUGGCUGCCUUGCAGUCUGACCCACCACGGCCUCAUCGCGUCCUCCAGGCCUUGCGGCGUUACGUCCGUGCUGAGAACAAAGACCGUCUGCAUACCAUCCGUCACUACCAGCAUGUGUUGGCUGUUGACCCAGAGAAGGCAGCCCAGAUGAAAUCCCAGGUGAUGACACAUCUCCAUGUGAUUGAAGAAAGAAGGAACCAAAGCCUCUCACUGCUCUACAAAGUACCUUAUGUAGCCCAAGAAAUCCAAGAGGAAAUCGAUGAGCUGCUUCAAGAACAGCAUGCAGACAUGGACCAGUUCACGGCCUCUAUCUCAGAAACCCCCGUGGACGUCCGGGUGAGCUCCGAGGAGAGUGAUGAGAUCCCACCAUUCCACCCCUUCCAUCCCUUCCCGUCCUUACCUGAGAACGAAGACACUCAGCCGGAGUUGUACCAUCCAAUGAAAAAAGGAUCUGGAGUAGGAGAGCAGGAAGGAGGACUGAUCGGUGCUGAGGAGAAAGUGAUUAACAGUAAGAAUAAAGUGGACGAAAAUAUGGUCAUCGACGAGACCCUGGAUGUUAAGGAAAUGAUUUUCAAUGCCGAGAGGGUUGGCGGCCUGGAGACAGAGCCGGAAUCUGUGGGGCCACUGCGGGAGGACUUCAGUCUGAGCAGCAGCGCCCUCAUCGGGCUGUUGGUCAUUGCAGUGGCCAUCGCCACGGUCAUAGUCAUCAGCCUGGUGAUGCUGAGGAAGAGACAGUAUGGCACCAUCAGCCAUGGGAUUGUGGAGGUUGACCCAAUGCUCACCCCAGAAGAGCGUCACCUGAACAAGAUGCAGAACCAUGGUUAUGAAAACCCGACCUACAAAUACCUGGAGCAGAUGCAGAUUUAAGUGGGAGAAAGCAAGUGGCAGCGCCUGCUGGGGGAGGUGCUGCAGGUGGGCUAGAAGGGGUCCAGCAUUUUGGAUCAACUACUGGACCAGCAGUGCUUCCAGAGGAUUCAUCUGAUGUGCAGACCUUCUGGAUUGUUAGGACUCUAAAGUACUACUGUAGAAUCACAAUCUCCAUUCUUUUAAAUGGGUGAAAAAUGUUAAUAUAACAAUAUAUGAUAUAUAAACCUUAAAUGAAAAAAUGAUCUAUUGCAGAUAUUUGACUGAUGUAGUUUUCUUUUUUUAAAUUAAUCAGAAAUCCCACUUCCAUUGUAUUGUCUUACAUACGCGCUCUGUAAAUGGGAAAUGUUGGUUUUUGGUGAUAGACUGUAUAUGCAGGCCGUUCCAGCUGUAUUGUAUGCGUCACUCCUUUAGGCUCAUUCACUGUCCUGGUUUUUAUUAGGAAAAAAAAAAAAACAAAAAACCUAAGGCAGUAUUCCCUUGUUAAAUGAGCUAGCUUUCAGAAAGUUGCCCAGAAACUAAAUGUUAAGGGGAACCGUGAUUGACCGUUCAAACACUUCAUGAUACUCUUGCAAAAUUAUUUUAAAGGACCAGUUCUUUGGAAGUCAGGUGUUCCCAGUGCUGGGUACCUUGGUGUCCCAAGGAGGUUAAAAGCAUUUGAGCCCCGGCAUCUUUUAGUGAGAGCCUCACGUAUACAGGUUAGGGCAUCCACUACUGCUUUCCUUCUGAAUCCAGUUCUUCCACAGAAAUUAGCCUGUAGUUUGUAUAUGACGUUCUUCCACUGUCUGCCGUUACUGACCGUAGCUUUUUACUGCUCACUUCCCUUCCAAGUAACGUCCAUAUGUGCUGUCUUUUCCCCUUUGGACAUUUUCCCCCGGAAGGCACUGGCCCUCAACCCUCUCCACUGUACCUUGACUUCUCUGCCCACCCUCGCCUGGCACCAGCCUCUCUGCUGUUCAAAGACCACAGUGGUAGGUGUCCAUGCCGCCUGGGAGGGAAGGUGGGGGGCUUGCUUUGACGUGCAAGGAGGAUGUUCCAUGUUUUAUGCGAAACGCUCUGUAGACACCGUGGAAAAUUUUGGAGAUUGUUUCCUUCACCUGAGUCUUUGUGAUGCUUGUAUAGUGGAUGAUGCUCACAGCUUUUUCUUUUUCUUCUGUUUUUGUUUCUUUCCUUUUUUUUCUCCUCCCCUCUCCCCCUCUUUUUUUUUUUUAAUUCUGAAGGUUCUGGUAACCUGUGGUGUUUUUUUUUUUUUUUUCCUGUGUUUUUUUUUUUUUUCUUUUUUUUUUUUUUUUGUCUGUCUUCUUCUUCCUCCCCUUCACCUUAUCCAUGUGUCUUCCCACUAUGCACAGAUAAAGUUCACCCACAAACUCCUUAAUCUGAUCUGUGGAGAAUGUACAGUUUAAACACAUCAAUAAAUACUUUAACUUCCA
Panthera uncia (snow leopard) is the source of this 3818-nucleotide messenger RNA. It is a transcript of the gene APLP2, whose product is annotated as amyloid beta precursor like protein 2. The transcript has 18 exons. Gene Ontology annotation, molecular function: heparin binding; transition metal ion binding; serine-type endopeptidase inhibitor activity. The record is from RefSeq and is a predicted model, not a curated record. Gene Ontology annotation, biological process: axonogenesis; central nervous system development. The coding region runs from base 100 to 2391 and encodes 763 amino acids. Gene Ontology annotation, cellular component: membrane. Lineage: Eukaryota; Metazoa; Chordata; Mammalia; Carnivora; Felidae.